AUGUGGUUCGCCAACGAUUUGUUUUCGAGUGGCGAAAAGAAGACCACCGCGUCGACGGCGGCUGAUUUAGAUAGCGACGACGACGAAGAGGAGCCACCGAAAGCAAAACCCAUAACGAACAAAAAGAAGAAGGCGGCGAAGACCAAGGCGGCGGUUGAAGACGCCGAAGAGGAAAACUUUGACGAUCUUCGCGCCAAGGCAAAGGCGACCAAGGCUAAGGAGGAAGCCAAGACGAAAAAGAGCAAGGUCGCCAAGGGAUCUGUCAAGCGAGACGAUACGUACGACGACGUCUCCGACGAUGAGCGUCCUCUUAAAGGGAAAUCUGGCGCGGACGAUCUGGAGGUUGUCCCCGAAGAUGCGCCCGAUUCGGGGAGCGACUCUGACGGGAGCAAGUACGGUUACGAUUCCGAAGUCGACGAGCUUUCUGACGACACUCGCGCCCGGAUCUUGGCUCUCGGGAAG
Ostreococcus tauri is the source of this 462-nucleotide messenger RNA. Its product is annotated as unnamed product. Lineage: Eukaryota; Viridiplantae; Chlorophyta; Mamiellophyceae; Mamiellales; Bathycoccaceae. The annotation marks the transcript as partial. The transcript has a single exon. The record is from RefSeq and is a predicted model, not a curated record.